AUGUCCAGCAUGUAUCGUGGUGGUUUCAGAGUAGAUGGCGACCCCAACAAAUGGUACAUUUGGACCUCCGGACAUGUAGGGGGUCUGUGCCAUCUGUCGUUGGCACGAGUGGCUGAAAAACCGAUGCCUGUUCCGACCACGCCGUCACGACCGAGGCCACAGGCCCUGUUCUGUUUACAACCACAAGUGGUCAUCGUCACCAGCCCCAAUGCGGACUUCGGAGAUAGCAGUGACGAGGAGGACGAGGUGCCCGUGGGUGGUGCGCACCUGCGGGCCUUCCGGCAUUCAGACCACGAGCGCGAGUGGACGCGCGAAGAGUUCCGAGCGUGGUCGGAGACGGUGGCCGAGCAGCAUGGUUACUGGAUCUCUGAAUUGGGCGGCGUGGGCUUCCUCCCCGAGAUGGAAGCCCAUGGUCCCUGCACUCAGUUAUGUAUCUUCGAGCGAAAGGAGGUCGAGGAGACGCCCGCCACGGAGCCCCCGGUGGACACCGCGGCGGCGGACACCGCGGCGGACGCGGAGGUGGAUGUGGAGCUUCUGGUGUCCCAAGCCUUGAGAAGUGAGGAGCUCGGAGGCGCAGGGAGUGGCCUUUGGAAGUAUGUCCAUAGGGAAGGUACUGGAUCCCGACCCCCAGCACUUGCUCGAGUGAACUUGCAUUAUGCCAGCUACUUGUCCAAUGGUUCGUGCGUGGAGACCAGCCGCUGUAAGAAUCAUGAAACUCCCUGUGCCUUCCAACUGGGUGGACAGCAGGCCUUGCCCAGUUGGCAGUUGGCUGCUGCCUCGAUGCGGCCAGGGGAGGUGUGCUGGAUUUGCAGCCCUCCAAGCUAUGCGUAUGGACCACAGGGGGUGCCACGGAAAGUACCUGGCAAUGAGACCAUGUGGUUCUGCCUUGAGCUCAACUUUGCCAGAGCGCCCGGCACCGUGAAGUUCAGCAACGACUUGCAAGAGGCGAUGCUGGAAGCGGAGAAGCACAUGGAGGUGGGCCGCGACGCGCUCCGGCGCUGCGCCUUCGCGCAGGGCCGACAGGCCUUCCGGCGCGCGCGGGCGGCCAUGCCGGAGAAGCUGCUGUUGAAGCGGGGCCAGGAGGAUGUGGAUCGUUUUGCCACAUUGGACCGCGCGGCCUUGCUGAACCAGGCGUUGUGCUGCCUGAAGCUGGGCGACGCCGUCGCUCCCAAGGAAGCGGUGCAGCACUUCCGCGACGCCCGAGCCGCCUGCGACGAGCUUUUCGUCCGGCACGGGGAGAGCGGUGGAACGGUGGAGAACGAGGAGAACGAGGAGACCGAGGUGAAGAUUGCAGAGAAGAUGCCCCAGUUGCAGGUGAUGCUGCGAAGGGCUUCGCAGGAAGGUGCUUGGAAAGCCAAAGCCUUCUUCCGACGAGGCUUGGCCAAGGAGAAGUUGCAGUAUUUGGCAGACGCGAUCGAAGAUUUUGAGGCUGCUCAGCGCUUGGAGCCAGCGGACACCACGGUGGCCAAGCAGUUGAAGCAGUUGCGGUCACGGCAGAGGAAGGCGGAGCUGGACCCCGCGAAGAUGUUCAAAGGGAUCCUGCAGCGUGAGCGAGAGGAACGUGAGAAGGAGGAAGCUGCGGCGGACCUGGCUGCCCGCAAGCAGCGGCGCGAAGAGAGGCUGAAAGCACAAGCGGCACAAGCUGCAGAGGCAGCGGAAGAUGGGGAACCUAAGUCGACGCUGAACCGGCGGAGCAGCGCUGCUCCGAGCUCCGGAAGCGGACGAUCCUUCGGUGCGGUGCCUGGUGAAGAGGUUCUGAGAGAUUCUGAGAGAGACGCCGCCGGGUACUUCUGGCGCCUGGCCCUGGAGAUGGUCGCCGCACCACCGCCGGAGGACAUCGGCCCCGAAGAGGCUUUGCGGCGGAACGAGGCCUUGGUCUCCAACUUCUGGGAGCUGCGGCGGAGGGCGGAUAUUUACUACGCCGGAGGCCUUGGUCUUCGAGCCUAUUCGUACAUCCACUCCUAUAUCCAGGAGCCUUUCACCACACUGUUGCCGGAGCAUGUGUUUAAUUGCGCCUUGUGGAAUAUCCUGGCCUCCAGUGGUUUCUCUGCGCAGCCAGUCUCCAAUCUCCUCGCACAGGUGCAAGGGGGUCCAGAAGCAGAAGCAGCCUUCUUAGAGAAGUCCCGUGCGGAGUCCAGUGCUCAAGCGAAGGGUCACCUUCUCAAGGAGGUGCCGCUGGGCAUCAGUCGGGUCUACAUCCUUUACGCCUUGGCGAAGCAGUCUCAGAGCUUAGGAGCCUUCAAGCUCGCGAGGAUGGCGUACGACAAGCUGCAGGUGCUCAGAGUACCACCCACGUGGCAACAUCAGAUCGACCUGGCCUGCUUGUCCAUCCGCUCCAAGGCUUACAGUGAUCAGGAUGACUUGCUUCCAGUGUGCAAUUGGUGCAUGACCACCAAUCCACUGCUGCGUUCCAACUUGGACUCCUGCAUCAACUGCGGGCAUCCAUUCAUUCGGACCUUCCUGGGCUUCGACAUUUUACCACUGGUAGAGUUCCAGCCAGAGACCGAUAUCUCUCUCGAGGAGGCGCAAAGACUUAUCGCCCAAGAGCCCAAUCGGAAGUCCCAGAGUGCAGGGGACGGCUGGCACGAAAGCACCCGCGGCGGCGCGGAAGUGAUGUCCCUGCACGAGGCCAUCGACCGCCGAUUCGGGACACGGCGGUGCCGGGCACGGUGCGUUGCGCGGCACGGUGCGGGCCCAAAGGAGACCGGCACGCUGGUUUUGGGGCCCAGUGGUGAUGAUGGUGGCACGGAUCUCUUCGUUCAGAAGAUGUUAGAUGCCGCCAGCUAUUUCGUCCCUGGCGAGCCGUACCAGCCGGUGAAAAUCGAUCGCGAGACGCUGGCGGAUUUGAGGCCUGAGGAGGUGUACACCGCGGACUUCCGGCGCUUCAGCCCCUUGUUGCCGGUGCGCUUCUUCCGGUCGAUGAUCCCCGAGGUGGCGAUCGCCGUGUGUGGUGCCUGCGGGAACUUCUUCCACCAGGAAACUUGGGAGUUGGAGUUCCUUCAGAACAGAUGUUGCCCCUAUUGUGGCUCCAAAAAGGAGAUGCUGAUGCGGGCAGGUUAG
Messenger RNA from Durusdinium trenchii, 3060 nucleotides. NCBI's taxonomy places the organism in Eukaryota, Dinophyceae, Suessiales, Symbiodiniaceae. The record is from the annotation of a GenBank genome assembly.